Molecule: messenger RNA, 1325 nt
Organism: Fundulus heteroclitus (mummichog)
Lineage: Eukaryota; Metazoa; Chordata; Actinopteri; Cyprinodontiformes; Fundulidae
Gene: colec10
Product: collectin sub-family member 10 (C-type lectin)
Exons: 7
Coding region: 125-967 (280 amino acids)
Source: RefSeq, a predicted model, not a curated record
UUCCCUGCGGUAUGAGGUAUUUUGUAUAAAUGUGGCUUCUUAUCUAGGACACAACACUGCCGUCUGACCGCUAAAACAAAGCACACAGUCAGGAUAAUCGUCAGUAACCUGCAGUGGUUUGGAGAUGUCUCGUCUGUGUGGGCUACUUGUGUUUCUUUCUGGUUUCUGCUACAUCUUUGCCUCUUCAGAAGUCUGCACCAACUCCCUCAUACCUGGAGCUAAAGGAGAUCAAGGGGAAGCAGGUGAGCAGGGAGAAGAGGGAAAGCUUGGGAAGAAUGGACCACCAGGACUGCCAGGUGUGCCAGGUGAACCAGGCCUUAAAGGAGAAGUAGGUCCCGCAGGAAAGAUGGGCCCCAUAGGAGAGAAAGGUGACAAAGGUCCUAAAGGUUUCAAUGGACCAGUCGGGCUUAAAGGAAAAGCUGGUGCAACGUGUGACUGUGGGAGGUACAGAAAGGUGGUUGGAAAGCUUGAUGAGAACUUAGGGAAGCUGAGGAACACUGUUAAGUUUGUGAAGAAUGUUCUCCUGGGCUUGAAGGAGGCAGGAGAAAAAUACUACCUGCUUGUGAAGGAGCCCAAGAGGUUCAGAGAGGCUUCAAUGAACUGCAUGCUAAGAGGAGGCACCCUGGCCAUGCCAAAAACCAGCAGCAUCAACCGUCUCAUGGCAGACUACAUCAGCCAGGCAGGGCUGACGAGGGUUUAUGUGGGCGUGCAGGCUCAAAACAAAGACACGGUUGGACCCAGAAGUUAUAUUUAUGCAGACUCUACCCCUCUGCGGGAGUUUGCUGCUUGGAGCCAGGAGGAGCAGCUACAUCCCAGGUUACCUGCAGCCACCAACUCCAGCUGCGUACAGCUGCUCAGCACUGGGACAUGGCAUAACGUGGAGUGUGAGGCUACCCUGUUCUUCAUUUGUGAGUUUCCAAAGAGCAGGAGACGAGGAAGAGGAGGAACGCCUGCCUCCACAUCAUAACGAGAUCAUAACGAGACAACAUCAGGGAAAAUCUGAAUGACUUCUUAGCAUGGAUUAAUUUGAGGCUUUGCCAGCUCAUAGAUCCAGAAAGUCGGAGGAAAGAGUUUCCCUUUUUCAAAGUGGAUAAAUAAAAUUUAAAAAAAGUGCUAAGAGACAAAUUUCACUGCUUUGGAGAACAUUCUGAAAUUUGCAAUUAUACAAAACAUUAACUUCAUUGUUGUCCUCAGACAUGUUAACAUUGGCUCAGAGAAAAUUUGCCUUUCACAAUGUUUAUCAUUUUUCUUAUUUUUUUAUUCUAUAAUUAUGCUUUACCUUAUACCUUACGUAAUGUGUGAAGAAGAAAUAAAGUUAGUCAAAA